This is a messenger RNA of Parastagonospora nodorum SN15, 2220 nucleotides long. RefSeq lists its product as hypothetical. Lineage: Eukaryota; Fungi; Ascomycota; Dothideomycetes; Pleosporales; Phaeosphaeriaceae. Gene Ontology annotation, biological process: protein O-linked glycosylation via mannose. Gene Ontology annotation, molecular function: dolichyl-phosphate-mannose-protein mannosyltransferase activity. The record is from RefSeq and is a predicted model, not a curated record. Gene Ontology annotation, cellular component: membrane; endoplasmic reticulum. The transcript has 4 exons. The coding region runs from base 1 to 2220 and encodes 739 amino acids.
AUGACAACUGCGGCGCGCACAACGGGUGCGGAGGCACAGUCGGAGGAGCUGCGGAGGAGAAAUGUAGCCUCACAAGCGGAGACUACUCCCGUAGUAGCAGCAGCGCCUACGAGGGAGAAGUCCAAGGAGAAGGCGUUUGACAUCAUCUCCUUCCUCGACGAGUACGAAUUCAUUUGGGCACCGCUCAUCUUCACCUUCUUUGCCUUCUUUACCCGCAUGUAUAAGAUUGGACUUUCGCCAAUUGUUACCUGGGACGAAGCUCAUUUUGGCAAAUUCGGAUCUCACUACCUCAAGCGCGAAUUCUACUUCGAUGUCCACCCUCCGCUCGGAAAGAUGCUCGUUGGUCUCUCGGGAUACCUCGCAGGAUACAAUGGCUCGUUCGAGUUCAAGUCUGGCGAGACUUACCCGGAAGAACUCAACUACACCUUCAUGCGUCUCUUCAACUCCGCUUUCGGUGCCGUCUGCGUUCCUCUAGCAUACUUCACCGCAAAGGAGCUGAACUUCAGGAGGCCAACCGUCUGGUUCGUCACUCUGGCCGUCCUCUGCGAGAACUCGUACACCACCAUCAGCCGCUUCAUUCUUCUCGACUCCAUGCUCCUCUGCUUCACCUUCACGACAGUCUUCUGCUGGUCCAAGUUCCAUCGCCAGCAGAAGGACCCGUUCUCGCCUGAGUGGGGUCUAUGGCUGAUGCUGACUGGUGUAUCGAUUGGAUGCGUCUGCAGUGUGAAAUGGAUUGGUUUCUUCGUGACUGCCCUGGUCGGACUCUACACCAUUGAGGAUCUCUGGAACAAGUUUGGCGAUCUUAAGAUGCCCAAGAUUGAGCUAUUCACACACCUGGUCUUCCGUGUCUUCGGUCUUAUCCUCAUUCCUCUAGCGGUCUACACCUUCAAUUUCUACUUGCAUUUCCUCAUUCUGGAGAACAGCGGACCCGGAGAUGCUCAGAUGAGCUCGCUCUUCCAGGCCAACUUGCGCGGAACCGAGGUCGGCAAGGACAGCCCACUUGAGGUCGCAUAUGGCUCUCGCGUCACCCUGAAGAACAUGGGUUACGGUGGCGGAUUGCUCCACUCUCACGUCCAGACCUACCCAGAGGGCUCCAUGCAGCAGCAGAUUACGUGUUACCACCACAAGGACGCAAACAACGACUGGUUCUUCUACCCCAACCGUCAUGAGGUUGACUACCAGCCCGAUGAGGAGCUUCGAUUCCCCAAGGACAAGUCUGUCAUCCGAUUGAUUCACGCGCAGACCGGCCGAAAUUUGCACUCUCACGCAGUUGCUGCACCUGUCACCAAGGCCGACUGGGAAGUUUCUUGCUAUGGCAACACCACCGUUGGCGACACAAAGGAUCAUUGGGAGAUCCAGAUUGUACGCGAUGCGGCUUCCAACGACCGCUCCAAGGUCCGUACACUCACCACUGCUCUUCGCUUCAAGCACGUGGAUCUUGGGUGCUACCUUCGUGCUGGCAAUGUCAACUUGCCGCAGUGGGGUUUCAAGCAGAUUGAGACUACUUGUGUCAAGUCAAACAACCCGCGUGAUGUGUACACUCACUGGAACAUCGAGAGCCAUGUCAAUGACAGACUUCCAGCUGGUAAUCCUGGUGACUACAAGUCUCCUUUCUUCCAGGACUUCAUCCAUCUCAACGUCGCCAUGAUGACCUCCAACAAUGCGCUUGUACCCGAUCCUGAUAAGCAGGACGAUCUUGCCUCUUCUUUCUGGGAAUGGCCUUUUCUUCAUGUUGGUCUUCGUAUGUGUGGAUGGAACGACGAUAUCGUCAAGUACUUCCUCCUUGGCAACCCCUUCGUUUACUGGGGUAGCACUGCCAGUCUCGGCAUCUUUGGUCUGAUAGUCAUUUGGUACACCGUGCGCUGGCAACGCGGUUACAAUGACCUGAAGCAGGCCGACAUUGACCAGAUCCACUACUCCGGGUUAUAUCCUAUCAUCGGAUGGGCACUGCAUUACGUUCCCUUUGUGGCUAUGGGUCGUGUUACUUACGUCCAUCAUUAUUAUCCUGCGCUCUGGUUCGCCAUCAUCGUGAUGGGCUUCUGUGUUGAUUGGGCAACCAGAGGACUGAACAAGAAGGUACAGUGGGGUAUUUUCAGCGCCCUGUACGUUAUCAUCAUUGGACUAUACUGGCUCUUCAGGGCCAUUAGCUUCGGUAUGGUUGGCCCGAGCAGCCAGUGGUCGCACCUCAAGUGGUUCGAUAGCUGGAGGAUCACCGAUUAG